This is a messenger RNA of Closterium sp. Yama58-4, 234 nucleotides long. The record is from the annotation of a GenBank genome assembly. Lineage: Eukaryota; Viridiplantae; Streptophyta; Zygnematophyceae; Desmidiales; Closteriaceae.
AUGGCAUAUCGCGGCAACAGCUGGAACACCUUUUAUCGAAUGCUGGCAAAUCAAGCAUCACGGACAGACACAUUUGCAUUCUUGUGCAAACAGGGCUGCUGGUUGGCCAGGUGGCACAUGUUGAUUCAUACUGGUUCUCACUUCCAAACAUUGGCUCAUUUACUCAGCGUCUUACCAAUGGGCGUUCUGAGAUCGUUGGGUGUUUACAGCGCAGCAGGUUUGGUGAAAUGUUAA